AUGGAGUCCUUGCACGAUCAGCUAAAGAGGCAUGUACCUCCUGAUGAACUACAUUUGAGCCGUCCUACGCAGAGUGUCCCCGUCCUACUGACGAACAUCUCAACUUUACCUAAUUUGACGUUAUGGAGGACACUGGAAGAACAAAAACGACAGGGCGAGGAAGAUGACAAAUGGCUGGAAGAGCAAGGAAGAUUUGGCAUCAUAUGA
Messenger RNA from Cooperia oncophora, 207 nucleotides. NCBI's taxonomy places the organism in Eukaryota, Metazoa, Nematoda, Chromadorea, Rhabditida, Trichostrongylidae. The record is from the annotation of a GenBank genome assembly.